This is a messenger RNA of Halteromyces radiatus, 1316 nucleotides long. Its product is annotated as helix-loop-helix DNA-binding domain-containing protein. The coding region runs from base 34 to 1059 and encodes 341 amino acids. Gene Ontology annotation, biological process: regulation of transcription by RNA polymerase II. Gene Ontology annotation, molecular function: DNA-binding transcription factor activity, RNA polymerase II-specific; protein dimerization activity; RNA polymerase II cis-regulatory region sequence-specific DNA binding. The transcript has 3 exons. The record is from RefSeq and is a predicted model, not a curated record. Gene Ontology annotation, cellular component: nucleus. Lineage: Eukaryota; Fungi; Mucoromycota; Mucoromycetes; Mucorales; Cunninghamellaceae.
CAUUUUAUUUUUUUUUAAAAAAAAAAAGAAAGAAUGAAUUCAAGUAAUACAAAAAGUGAUUACUAUUCAACAACUAAAGGCGGCUUACGAUUAACAAAUCCAACAGCUUAUCACUUACAACAACAACGAUUGAAAUAUAAAGAUAUUGAUCCUACUCUUGAUCAUUCACAAUUAUUUCUUUCGCAACAACAUCAACAAAAACCAAAUGAAAGAUCACCUCAUUUAUCUGAUAUCGGUUAUUCUGAAUUGACUUCACCCGUUUCUCUUCAUCAUCAUGCAGAUUAUAUGAAUUAUUCAUCAACAAUGCAACAAGGAACCAGGAUGAUCUCAUCAUUACAACAAAUUCAACAUCAUAACCAAGAUCGACAUUCUAUGAAUCAAAACUAUUAUAUGUACGGUGAUCAAUCCAUUGAUAGUUCAUUUUCUUUUAAUACAACUAUGACUCAACAAAUGAAACGUACUGAAUCCAAUGAUGGUGAUCAUCUGUCUGACCAUGCAUCAACCGUGUCUCCUCAAGGUUUUAUGUUUUAUCCUUUGGACCAACCAUGCAAACAAGUCAGUGCUCCAGUCAAUAUUACUUAUUCUGAUACAACAGCUCACAAGGAUAUACGACCUUCUUCUUCGUUUACUGAUGCUGAAUAUGUACAACAAGAUGCUGAGUUGAUGAUGAUGAAUUCUUCCUCUCCAAGCAAUAGUAGUGGCAAUUUUGGUUACCCUGGGAAAGAACUAUCUGAAUCUAGGUCUUUGGAAAAUUAUGAUGAUGACUAUGCCGCACAAGUCAACUUACAAAUAAUUAUGGAAAAACGACGAAGACGAAGAGAAUCACAUAAUGCAGUGGAACGAAGGCGGCGGGAUAAUAUCAAUGAAAGGAUUCAAGAAUUAGGUACUUUAUUAUUGGAUGUGCCUGAUGAUGGCGUUAAUCGAUUGAAUAAAGGCACCAUCCUCAAGAAAAGUGUUGAACAAAUCAAACAAUUACAACAAGAUUUUACUUUUUAUCGACAACGAGUUCAAGAAUUGGAAUCUAUUUUACAGCAAAUCAAUACUAACCAACAAAACUGAAUUAUUCAUCCUAUAUGAUUAUGUAUAUCUUCUCCCACACACACACACACACACACACACACACGCUCUUUUAUUAUGUAUUUAUUUUAGUUUACCUUCUUUUUUUUUUUUCUUUAUUGUAUGUACCUUUUAUUAUUUUGUUUAUUAUUUGUUACUACUUGAUGAUUCCCAUGACAACCAUGUACAAGUAGCCUGUUAUGGCAUUCACCCUUUUGUUAUAAAUAUAGUUUUAUAAAUAAACACAUCUUCAUUCUUUA